This is a messenger RNA of Spodoptera litura, 5382 nucleotides long. NCBI's taxonomy places the organism in Eukaryota, Metazoa, Arthropoda, Insecta, Lepidoptera, Noctuidae. The record is from RefSeq and is a predicted model, not a curated record.
CCAAAUCUCGCUCCUGUUACUACAUAUACUUUGUUGACCUCAAGAUACAAACCAAGGCAAGAUAGAUAUAGUUACCACAAUGUACAACAUCUUGAUACAAACAUGUCCAAGAUGACAGUCCAAAAGAUGCAAAUCAAUUCUGAAGCAAAUAGAUAUAUAUCGCACGUUAACACCAGCCCAAAACCUAUUUCUUUCCCAAAUAAUCAACAAAGACCUAGACAUCUGUCAAAUAAUUCGGUUAAACAAUUCACAUCACCAACACACAUCACUCACACAUUACCUAACCAGGUAUUAUCCCGCCUUACUGAGCCGAAUCUCGUGCCUGUUACCACAUAUACUUUGUUGAGCUCAAGAUACAAACCAAGGCAAGAUAAAGAUAGUUACCAUAAUGUACAACAACUUGAUCCAAACAUGUCCAAGAUGACAGUCCAAAAGACGCAAAGCAAUUCUGGAGCCAAUAGAUAUAAAUCGCAUAUUAACUCUAGUCCACAGCCUCUUUCUUUGCCAAAUAAUCAACAAAGACCUAGAGAUCUGUCAAAUAAUUCGGUUAAACAAUUCAAACAAUUCACAUGGGUGGGUUCAAGUGACGAGAAUUUUCAAUCUUCACGUGGUGAACCAGUGAGUUUAAAUAACAGAUACAAGCAAACAACUAAAUUUCCACCAAAUUCUCCUCAAAUUCAUCUAAAUGAGAUUAAAAAUGUAAAUGAUGAUGAAAGUAAUGUUUAUCCAUCACAUUAUACAACAGAUAUUAAUCCAAGUCCUGGCCAAAUAGAACCUAAAAGCAGUUAUACGAUUCCGCACACUACUCAUAGUCCAAAACCUCAUCCCGUUUAUCACAAUACUGUAAACUACAAAAAACUUCCACUACCUCAUGAACCUAGACACUAUGACCAGUCUCAACACGGAGAACAUACCACUGUCACUGACCUAUCAGAAUUAGAUCCAUUCCUAAAUGGUAAAUUGCAAGUUCGUCACGACUCGUUUAAACCUAACUACAUACCGAACAAACAAACCACUGUUAAAAAUAAUAUGCCUGUAGUUGUUACAAAAAUAAAAGAAACCUAUAGCAAUGAAAAAUUGAAUCAUCACUCUUCCGAUGACGCGCAGGAAUUUAUAGACCAUUAUCAACAAACUAAUGUUUCACCUGCAAUGCCUGUGGUACACAAGUAUAACCAAUCCGGUGGUAUGAACAAAUUAUAUAUUGACAAAAAUUAUGUGCCUCCUAGAAGUCACCAAAUGACGUCUGACCUCAAAAGUAGUGAAAUUAAUCCUCUAACUGCUUCGUAUCCAAAUGUUCUUGGCCAAACACUAUAUCCUGCAGAGUCUCAAAUGAAAUUUCCUCCAACUCAGUCGCAAACAGCUCAUUCGAAUCCUGAUCCUACUAACCCUGUUCCCGGUCGAGUUCCUUUAGAAAAGGAUCCCCAAAACCGGUUAAAAUUUGAACCGUCACAAGUUGUGAAUCCUGAUAAAAAACCACAUUCAACUCCAUCGAGACAUUUUCAGAACACACAUUUACCUGGCUCAGUAAAUCACAGGCCAAAUGACAAUUUGUUACAUGCCGAUAAUGCCAACCAAAAUCCUUUACAUCACAAUAGACUACCUAAUAACUUGCCAUAUCCUUUACAAAAGCAAAAUUUACCAGUAUCAGAAGAGGGUGAAAAAUCUCGGAUACAAUAUCACCAUAGGCCUAGACAUUCUUGGAAUAAUCCACAUGUGGGUCACAAAAAUCCAUCGCAUUUCAAUCCAAAUCAACCACAAUCAAUACAAAAACCACAACCUCAUCUUGAAACUCCAUAUUAUUAUAACCAUCAUGAAAAUCACAAAAAUCCAUCGCAUUUCAAUCCCAAUCAACCACACCCAAUACAAAAACCACAACCUCAUCUUGAAACUCCAUAUUAUUAUAACCAUCAUGAAAAACACAAAAAUCCAUCGCAUUUCAAUCCCAAUCAACCACAAUCAAUACAAAAACCACAACCUCAUCUUGAAACUCCGUAUUAUUAUAACCAUCAUGAACCAAGAGAUGGUGGUACACCGCGUUCGGUCGAUUUGCCAAAUCAUGCUAAUACUGUUCUGCACACUCAUCUUCCAGAAAGAAAUAUUAAUCAACCCCUACACUUACAGCCAAGCCCUGAAAAUAUCAAUGUUGUUGGCUUACAACACCCAUUACCACUACCAGAAGGCCCAUCAAAUCCAAAAGGAUUUAUAAAUCAAACACCCAACUACAAUCAAGAACAAUACCCUCCACGAAUAAAUCCUAAUCAGUAUCCAAAUUCUCAACAUCAAAAUAAUGCUAACAAAAAUCCCAAUAGUUAUACAGAUGGACAGCUACAUCAGCGGCCAGAUCUCCAAGAAGCAAUCCAUAAUAAUAAAAAACAAAAUAAAUAUCCAAUCCCCAAUUUUGAAGCUAUUGAUUCUCCCUCACCUCAACAGUCUCACCCUAUACCUGGUUUAUUGGACCAUCACAAGACCUAUGAUAAUUACCAAUACCCUAUGAAUUCAGAGUAUUUGCCAAGUCCAGGAAAUCAUCCACCUAACGCAGAAUCCCCACCAACAUUGGAUCAACCUACAACUGGAAUAUCAGGAAAUUCUGCGCCUGCAUUUGCAUAUUCACCUCCAUCACAAGCGGUUGAGUCACUUCCAGAUCCGCAAGAGCCACAAAGUUUUGAUAACUACACAAAUAAAAAUCAACACUUAGAAUUAACAAAGGACCAACAAAUAUCAGAAAAUAUUGACAGUAAUGAGCCAUUUGAUUUUGAUGUUGAUAAUCAUACCCUAGAUAAUUUACAUACCCCUCCACAACUACCGUUUGAACCAUAUUCAAAUGAAAAUAGUUUAGAAUAUACUGACAGUGGAAAAAAUCCGAACAUUAAAGAAUAUAAUGAUCCUCAUUCACCACCACUACAAGAAAAUCCAAAUACAUCAGGGAACUUUGAUGAUCCUGGGUCAAAUGGUGAUUAUUUUCUUCCUGAACACAAUUCUCCACAAAAUAUAUAUAAGAUACCUCACAAAGAAAAUAGUUCGGAUGUACUUGAUGAUACCACUGAGGGUUUCACUUACCCACCCAGUUCCGAAGAUAUCACUCAUUCAAAUAAUUUAAGUGAACAUCCACACCCUAAUACGAGUUCAACGGAUAAUCCAGAUUUUAAUAUUCGUGGACUUGAUACCGGAUUCGAGUACAUAUCGGAGUCUACUGAAGAUACAACCCACACAAAACGUCCUAUUAGUGAAACAGAAAUACCUUAUAAUUUUGAUGAUCAUGGAUCUGGCGGUGCAUACACAUCUAAAUCUGUUGAAAACCAAAAUAAAAGUCCUUGGAAACCACACGUUUCAACAACGGUUUCACCACGUAAUCGUAAUCCAGAAAUAGGUGAAUACAAACCAUUCUUUAACAAUUCAUGGUCACCAAAAGAGGUAGAUAAAAUUCAUGAAUCUGAAAGUGCCUCGACACCCAAACUUAACCAUGAUUACAACGAAUUAGAAGAUGGAAGGGCUACUGUUUGGAAUCCAACAGAAUCGGAAAACGAAUUGCUUCAUUUAAAUUCAAAUGUUUUAGCGAAUUUAUUGUCAGUUGUUAACGGUACAAAAAAUAUGAACAAAUUGUAUCCAUCACUGAUAUUGUUAAUUAAAAGUCUUACUAAACCAAACCUUAAUAAUUCCGAAUUUGACGACAGUGGUUUAGACGAAGUUGACUUUUUACCUGUUUUAUUAUCAAUACUCGCUAAAUAUCAAGAUGACAUUAACAAACUAAACCAUAAAUUGUAUAAUACUAAUAAAAGUAAUGUAAUUUUGCUGGAAAAAAUUACAGCAAAUGAAUAUAAACCUGAAGACGAAAUAGAUGUACAAAGAAUUUACGAUAUGCUUUCUAAAUUACCUACAUUGGACAUCAAUAUAACAAAUAUUAAUGUAACGAAUGACGAUGUAGAAGAAUAUUUAUUGAAAUUAAUACAUAAUAUUCAAGAAAAAGCUUUAGAAACAACGACAUAUCCUGGAGAUGAUAAAAUAACCAUAACUGCUAAAUUUAAGUCAAGCACACCAGCCGCCUCUCAUUCGAAAUAUCCAGAUUUACAAAAGGUAUUACAAGAAUUUCAAGACGGAGAUCCGUUGGAUCUGCUAGCUCUGGUAAAUAAUCUGCCUGUAGAUAAUACAAGUCAAGGUGAUAGUGAUGACAAGCCCAUAAAAUCAAGAUUUUCGAAUCCAAAGCCUAACCAUAUGUUUAAAGGUGAUGGUAAUGACAAGCCCAUACAAUCAAGAUAUUCGAAUCCAAAGCCUAACUAUAUGUUUAAAGGUGAUGGUGAUGACAAACCCAUACAAUCAGGUUAUUCGAAUCCAAAGCCUAAUUAUAUGUUUAAAGGUGAUGGUGAUGACAAGCCCAUACAAUCAGGUUAUUUGAAUCCAAAGCCUAACCAUAUGUUUAAAGGUGAUGGUGAUACCAAACCCAUACAAUCAAGAUUUUCGAAUCCAAAGCCUAAUCAUAUGUUUAAACAUAAAUUAAAAGAUCAAAAAGAAGAAUGCGGAGAUGGAACAGUAUGGCUUAAAAAUUGCCACGAGUGUAGAUGUAAGUCAGGCCACGCGUAUUGUAUUAAAAUUCCUGAUUGCGUCCCGAGACCGUUGGAUGAACCAAUGAUGUGCAAGCCAUUUACGCAUUUCAACAUGGGCGCAUGUUAUACUUGUGAAUGUAAUGCCGACGGAAUUCCUGAAUGUGAUGGUUCAAAUUGUGCAGGACAUGUUCCACCGAUGGAUGAAGAGAUAGAUAAAGGGAAAGAGUUCUUCGAUGAGGAAAAGACGAAGGAAAUUAUUCAAUACUACAAUACCUACAAAAAACUGCCUAAAGAAUGUUCAGAUUCGAGUUUCUUGUACCAAACAUGUAAACCAGGAACUAGCUGGACCAGUGAUUGUCAUGACUGCAAAUGUAACGACAAAGGCAAACAUGAAUGUACCAAGACGAAAGAGUGCGAUAUGCGUAAUGUUCAUUAUUAUGAUGGAGCAAGCAAAUGUAAGCCGAAUACGAAAUUUUAUCCGAAGUCAAGUGGUAUGCCGUGUGUAGAAUGUUCGUGCGAUGAUAACGGAGAACCUCACUGUCCCACAAACGAUCACAGAAAAUGAGUGUUAUACAUUGAGAUUAAUACAAAUAUUUUUAUACGACAUGCAUUAUGUUAAGUUUACAGCAAUGUAAUGUUUUUGAGAAGAUGUCUAAUAUUAAGUCAUUAAUGUCUUCUUUGUACCGUUAUGUCUAGUUAGGCCUAGUAUAUACGACGCGUCAUGUGACGAAUGCGUGCAACCUACAAAUAUGCAAUAAUUCAUCGUGCAAUCAAUGUAUGAAGUGCGGUUGACGUGGACAAUAGGAUUUUUUUAAUACUUUGAAUCGACGCUACGCAACGUGCG